This is a messenger RNA of Ramularia collo-cygni, 768 nucleotides long. Its product is annotated as related to glutathione S-transferase. NCBI's taxonomy places the organism in Eukaryota, Fungi, Ascomycota, Dothideomycetes, Mycosphaerellales, Mycosphaerellaceae. Bases 1 to 768 code for a protein of 255 amino acids. The transcript has 6 exons. The record is from RefSeq and is a predicted model, not a curated record.
AUGGCGGAUACUCAGAUCGCGAAGCCCAAGAUUACACUUCACUGGUUGGACCAGUCGAGGUCGCAGAGGGUUGUAUGGCUUCUCAACGAAUGCAAGGGCAUCGACUACAAGAUUGAUGUCUACAAACGAGUCAACAUGCUUGCUCCACCCGAGUUGAAGAAGGUCCAUCCACUUGGAAAGUCUCCAGUCAUCUCUGUCGAGGCCCCUGCCUUGAAGGAGCCUCUUGUGAUCGCGGAGUCCGGCACUCUGACAGAGUACCUCAGCGAACACUUCGCUCAGCAUCUAAUUCCAAAACGAUACCAGGAGGGAAAGGAAGGCGUGGUUGGCGGCGAGACGGAGGAGUGGCUUCGCUACCGCUUUUACAUGCAUUAUGCCGAGGGCUCGCUCAUGACUCUCCUCUUGAUCGGUCUGUUCAUUGAUCAAAUCCGCAAUGCCCCUGUGCCAUUCUUCAUCAAGCCCAUCACGAAAACGAUUGCUGGACGCGUUGAUUCGAUGUUUUUGAACGAAAAUUACGCCACGCACUUCGCCUUCCUCAACAGCCAAAUUGCAUCGUCUCCAGGUGGAGGCAAGUUUCUCUGCGGAAAGGACCUCACCGCAGCUGACAUUCUCAUGUCGUUCCCUCUGAUCCGCGGGCAGGAGAAGAUCCCAGCUGGAAAGAACCCUGAGUUGAGGGCUUACAUCAAGAUGCUAGAGCAGCAUGAAGGGUAUCUCGCAUCGAUCAAGAAGAUCGAGGAGGUGACUGGUGAGAAGUAUCAGUCCAACCUGUGA